AUGUCAUCAGCCAGAACAAUUGCUAAAAUAGUCACUGCUAGACAACAACCAGAAGGUGUUGGUGCAACAGUUAGAAGAUCAAUUGGUAUUAUAAAUCAAAGAAAAUUUAAUCCAUUUUUAAUGUUUGAUCAUUUUACUUCAUCAGGUCAAGAUGGUUUUCCAGAACAUCCACAUAGAGGUCAAGAAACAAUUACAUUAGUUAUGAAUGGUGCUAUGGCUCAUGAAGAUUUUACUGGUUCAAAAGGUAUUUUAUAUCCUGGUGAUUUACAAUUUAUGACUGCUGGUAAAGGUGUUGUUCAUUCAGAAAUGCCAGUUCCAAGUAAAGAUGGAUCUCCAGCUGUUGGUUUACAAUUAUGGGUUGAUUUACCAGAUUCAUUAAAAGAUUCAAAACCAAGAUAUAGAGAUUUAAGAGAAUGGGAAAUUCCUCAAGUUGAAGCUGAUAAUGGUAAAGUUAUUGUUAAAGUUAUUUCAGGUAAAUCUCAUGGUGUUGAAUCUGUAAAAGAUUUAGCUUAUACUCCAAUAAAUUAUUAUUAUUAUAAAGUUAAACCAACUGGUGAAUUUAAACAAGAUUUGCAAAAAGGUUUCAAUUAUUUCCUUUAUGUUUUAAGUGGUAAACAUUUAAUUUUAAAUAAUGAUACUAAAAUUGAUCAAUAUCAAAAUGUAUUUUUCGAUGAACAAGGUGAUUAUAUAACAGGUAAAAAUUCAGCAAAAGAAGAUUCAGAUGAAUUAUUAGAAUUUAUUCUAGUUGGUGGUAAAAAAUUAGAUCAAGAAGUUGUUCAAUAUGGUCCAUUUGUUGCUACAUGUAAAGAAAAUAUUCAAAAAGCAAUUUUAGAUUAUCAAUAUGCUCAAAAUGGUUUUGAAAAUGUAAGAACUUGGAGAACUUUAAUUUCAAAUGGUGUUACUCCUGAUAUGAUUGAUAAAUUGGGUGGUAAUUUAGAAGAAAGAGAAGCUAAAAGAAAAGCAUAUUAUGACCAAAAGGCAAAAUUAGAAGCUGAAAACGGUGGUAAACCUUUGGAACCAGUAAAGGAUGAACUUUAA
This is a messenger RNA of Insectozyma verbasci, 1038 nucleotides long. The record is from the annotation of a GenBank genome assembly. NCBI's taxonomy places the organism in Eukaryota, Fungi, Ascomycota, Pichiomycetes, Serinales, Debaryomycetaceae.